AUGGACGUGAUUAUCGUUAUACUAACUAUUACCGCGGCUUCAGGCGCGUUUGUCAAUGAUCUUAAAUAUGCCGAGAACUAUGUCAAUCAUAGAGAGUUUUUACUACGGAAGAAGUACAUGCCGCAUUACCAUAUAACGGCGCCUGAAGGCUGGAUUAAUAAUCCUAGUGGAUUUACUAUAUUUAAAAGACAGUAUCAUCUUUUUUACCAAUACCAUCCUUAUAACGGUGCUUGGGGUCAUAUGAGUUGGGGCCACGCUGUCAGUGAUGAUUUAGUAGACUGGACCUAUUAUCCCGCAGCUCUUAUCCCCAAGGACUAUUAUGAUCUGCAUGGGUGCCUGUCUGGAACUGCGCUCGUGAGGAAACGCUAUCUCACAUUAUUCUAUACUGGUACCAUAGUUGAAGAUUCUGAAAGCUUACAAACCCAAAACAUUGCAUUAAGUACGGAUGGGAUAAUUUUCCAAAAGUAUCUUUAUAAUCCAAUCAUAAGAAGAUCGCCGAAUCGUUUUGAAGAAAAUCGGAACCCAAAAGUGUGGCGGCAUCGCAAACUUUGGUACAUGCUUGUUGGAGCAACAAAUAUACUAGGAUGUGGACAGUUAAACUUGUUUACUUCAAAAGAUAUGUUCAAUUGGGAACUGAAUGGCACCGUCAUUGAGUCUUACGGAGACAUGGGUCAGGUAUGGGAAAGUCCCGAUCUAUUUCAAAUUGGUGAACACCACGUACUGAUGCUGUCUGUUCAAGGAGUAAAAUCAGACGGGUUUAGAUACAGGAAUUUGUAUCAGACAGGUUACAUCGUUGGAAAAUUUAAUUACCAACGAGGUAAAUUUGAAGAUGCAGAAAUUUCAACAGCAACAUUCAACGAAGUGGACUACGGUCAUGAUUUUUAUGGCGCGAAAACGACGAAGGCCUCAGACGGCAGAAUAUUGAUGGUUGCGUGGCUUGGAAUGUGGGAAAGUGACUUCACCGAGUCGACGACUGGUUGGGUCAGCAUGUUGACAUUAAUAAGAGAAGUACGAAUUAAUAAAUUUGGCCGCUUAUUAAUAAAUCCUGUUAGGGAAAUUGCUGAGUUACGAGUGGAAAUGAUUGAAAACGCUUGGUAUAAUCCCGGUGAAAAGUUCCCUGCAGAAGCCAAAGCAUUCGAGUUGGUCGUUAAUUCAACCUCAGCGUUUUCCGAUGUAGGUAUUAUAUUCGAGUGGGAGAAAGGACAUUUUGUAAUAGCUUUUUCUGCCAAUCAUGGCUAUGUUAGUGUAGAUAGGGGAGGAGUGGACGGGAUUCGGCGUGCGUACUGGUCUCCCGAUAAAUUCUUCUUUUUAAGGAUCUUUAUCGAUGCGAGCUCCAUAGAAAUAUUCUGUGGAGAUGGUGAAGUAGUAUUCUCCAGCAGAAUUUACCCUAAAGCUAUAAAUAUAAGAAUAGCUGGUCAGACUCCUCUACAUAUCGAGCAGUAUCGGUUAAGAAGAAGUGUUGGAUUCGAUAGUAAACUUGUAAAACGACUGAUGGAUACAGUAUUGAACGGGUCUUAG
Leptidea sinapis is the source of this 1518-nucleotide messenger RNA. RefSeq names its product sucrose-6-phosphate hydrolase-like. NCBI's taxonomy places the organism in Eukaryota, Metazoa, Arthropoda, Insecta, Lepidoptera, Pieridae. Gene Ontology annotation, biological process: carbohydrate metabolic process. The coding region runs from base 1 to 1518 and encodes 505 amino acids. The transcript has a single exon. Gene Ontology annotation, cellular component: cytoplasm. Gene Ontology annotation, molecular function: beta-fructofuranosidase activity. The record is from RefSeq and is a predicted model, not a curated record.